GUUACAAUCUUUUUUAGGAGGAAGAGAGUAAUUUUUUUUUUUUGAAGUAGAAAAAGAGUAUUUGACAAAAAAAGUAAACAAAAAAAAGAGUAUUUGAGGAUAACAAAAAACACAUUUAAAAAAAAGUGUGUUAAAACCAAUUGGGAAAAAGGGGGUGUGUCGCUGGCCGUAAAACCCUAAAGCCUGAAAAGCUCCAAAACCAGGAAACAAUGGCUACUCGACGUUGUCUUCAACUUCUCAUUCGGCAAUCCUCUUCCUUAGCUGUGUCUCCAGAUCCAUUUCUCAAGUCUCUGAAAGCUUUAAGCCCGGCGUUUCUAAAUUCCCUUAGAACUAUAACCUCUUCCGAAGAAUGUCUCCCCAUUUCAACAAAAUCACACUCACAAUACCUAUUUCUAUCUCGGAGCUUCUGUUCCAAGCACAACAGUGGAAAUGGCGAUUCCUCAGGCGAUGAUAGCGAAGAAGAAUUUGAUGACGGCAGUGAUGAUGAGGACAAUGAGGGUGCUUCGGGGGCUGAUAGUGGGCCGAAGAGUCCCCAGGAUAAGAUCAAAGAGGCAGCUGACAUUGGAUACAAGGUGAUCGGGCCACUUGAGAAAUCAGAUCGGGUUUUCAAACCUUACGAGCCCGUUUUUGCUGUUGUUCAGAUUGGGUCGCACCAAUUUAAAGUGAGCAAUGGGGAUAGCAUUUUCGUGGAAAGAUUGAAGUACUGUGAUGUCAGUGACAAGUUGAUCCUGAACAAGGUUAUGCUGUUGGGCUCUAAGGCAAAGACAAUAAUAGGGCGGCCCAUAUUACCUGAUGCAGCUGUUCAUGCUGUUGUGGAGGAGCAUGCGUUGGAUGCAAAAGUGAUCAUAUUUAAGAAAAAAAGACGGAAGAACUACCGACGAACACGGGGGCAUCGCCAGGAAUUAACAAAGUUGAGGAUAACGGAUAUAAAAGGGAUUGAGAGACCGGAUGUGAUAGAUACAGGAAAGGAGUGCGCUGCUAAAACUGCAGACAGAGUUGGACUUGCUGCACCAGCAUAGCAUGACAGGUGCAACAGAUCUCAUCUUUCUCUUGGUACAAAAAAAUGCUCUUCAUCUCCUUUGAGCAUCUUUUUGCCAUUGUACAUCCCACAAUUCACUUUAGGCAAGAGUUUUUAGUGAAGAAGCCGUGUUCAGUCGUGGGGAUUUGUACUUUUAGCUGUGAUGGUCGUAUUUUUUUCGCCAGACCCGUCAUUCUUCACUCUUGAAGCACAUUUUUUUCUUUCGUUUUUGUGUUUUCACGGCGAGGCAUGCAAGUCUUGCAUUGAAAGGAAUGGAAAUGAGAUUUUUAUUUCUCUUCCUCUUUUUGGGGAUUUUGUUCUUGAAGUCAUUCUUUGGGUUUGCACUAUUGUGAUUGUUAUCUACAGCAUAAGACUUCCCACUUUUCCAGGAUUUCAGGGCAAAUGACCCU
This is a messenger RNA of Cuscuta campestris, 1428 nucleotides long. NCBI's taxonomy places the organism in Eukaryota, Viridiplantae, Streptophyta, Magnoliopsida, Solanales, Convolvulaceae. The record is from the annotation of a GenBank genome assembly.